Molecule: messenger RNA, 4764 nt
Organism: Limulus polyphemus (Atlantic horseshoe crab)
Lineage: Eukaryota; Metazoa; Arthropoda; Merostomata; Xiphosura; Limulidae
Product: nitric oxide synthase, inducible-like
Exons: 21
Coding region: 40-3297 (1085 amino acids)
Biological process (GO): nitric oxide biosynthetic process
Molecular function (GO): FMN binding; heme binding; nitric-oxide synthase activity
Source: RefSeq, a predicted model, not a curated record
AAAACUGUCCGAAGACAUAUUUAUUCGCUAUUGCUAACAAUGCGUUUGAAGAACUCAGAAUAUCAACAAAUGACAAGUUCUGAAGAGAAUGGUUUGGCAAAAGAAUUCUGUUCUGUUGUCCGAAAUGUUUCUCCUUUAAAGUUGACCAACAUCACCACUGGCAAACAAAUAAACGAUACUUUGUACCUUCGUUCACAGCCAAUCGCCUGCAAAUCACAAUACUGUUAUGGCUCGUGUAUGCCUGGCCAGUCAGGAGCCAGACCUCCAGGCUGUGCACGCCCACCAAAUGAAAUACUUCAGCAGGCAAAGGAAUUUUUGGAGCAAUUCAAUGUACAUAAAAAGUCAGAGACGAAUAAGGACUAUCUCAAACGGUGGGAAGAAAUUAAGAGGGAAGUAGAGGUAGAUGGCACAUACACCCUCACCUUAGAAGAACUAACGUUUGGGGCUAAGCUAGCGUGGAGAAACGCCUCGCGCUGUAUCGGUCGAAUUCAGUGGAAAAACCUUGAGGUACAGGAUGCACGGCAUGUACAGACCACUCAAGAGAUGUUCGAGGCUUUGUGUCGUCACCUGGAGCAUGCUACAAAUGGAGGAAAUCUAAGGUCGAUGAUUACAAUUUUUCCUCCAAGAAUAAACGGCCGAGAAGAUUUUUGUUUGUGGAAUCCUCAACUACUUAGCUAUGCAGGUUACCUACAGCCAGAUGGUAGCGUAGUUGGAGAUUCAGGCCGUGUUCAGUUUACUCGGGUGUGCCAGCGACUGGGGUGGAAAGGAAGAGGUGGACGGUUUGAUAUUCUGCCGUGGGUGGUCUCAUCACCAAAGGAAGGUCCCAAGUUUUAUGAAAUUCCGGAGGAAUUGGUGUUGAGAAUUAACAUGGAACAUCCCCAAUAUGAAUGGUUUUCAGAGCUUGGUUUAGAAUGGUAUGCUCUUCCUGCCGUUGCCAAUAUGUUGUUCGACUGUGGAGGAAUGGAGUUUCCUGCUGCCCCUUUCAACGGUUGGUACAUGAGUACAGAGAUAGGAGCCCGUGACCUGUGUGAUCCUCAGAGGUACAAUAUCACCAAGGAUGUAGCAAUCAAGAUGGGACUAGAUACAUCUAAUUUAACCACUCUCUGGAAGGACAAAGUGUUGUUAGAAGUCAAUGUUGCUGUCUUACACAGUUUUCGGAAACAAAACGUCACUAUUGUUGACCACCAUACUGCUUCUGAAACAUUUAUGACUCAUAUGGAAAAUGAGUACAAGCUACGAGGUGGUUGUCCUGCAGACUGGGUGUGGAUUGUACCUCCAAUAUCUGGAAGCAUCACACCAGUGUUUCACCAGGAAAUGUUGAAUUAUAUAAUGAAGCCUAGCUAUGAAUACCAGGAAAACGCAUGGAAGCUUUUCGAUUGGAAACGUAUCUCCAGUGUUAGCUUGAAAUACAAAUUUUCAUCAGUUGCAAAGGCUGUGUGGAUCACUUGCAGUUUGAUGCACAAGGUUCGAAUCUUCAGAGUGCGAGCAACAAUCUUGUACGCUACUGAAACAGGAAAAUCUGAGAACUUUGCUCAUCAUCUGGGGCGUCUUCUGGAAAACUCUUUUAAUGUCAGAGUGCUGUGUAUGGAAGAUUACAAGGCAGAAGAACUGGCUCAGGAGUCGUUGCUUGUGGUAAUCAGUAGUACAUUUGGCAGUGGAGAACCUCCGGACAACGGGAAGCAUUUUUGGAAGCACCUGUCUGAAAAGAAGAAAAUAAACUUUGAGGACUUAAGUCACAUCAAGUUUGGAGUCUUUGCUCUUGGAUCAUCUCAGUAUCCUACAUUCUGUUCUUUUGGUAAAAAUAUCGACGAGACAUUAGCCACAUUGCAUGCUGAGCGCCUCCUGGCGGUGGGUUUAGGUGAUGAACUUCAAGGACAGGAACAAACUUUCAGCAACUGGGCAAAAGAAUUCUAUCAGGUUGCCUGCAACUCCUACACGUUGACAGCUAAAGACACUUCCUUGGUUUCCCUUGAAUCGGCAAAUGAAUGGAAUCCUGAAAAGUUCAGAACAACUGUUGUUGAUGGUGUUUUUAAUGAUUUGUGUGAGGGUCUAACUAAGAUUCACAAAAAGAAAGUUCAACCCUACAGAGUUACAUCAAGAGCUCGACUUCAACAUAACAAUUCUGAACGUCAGACAAUUCUAGUCCGACUAGACAUUCAGAAAUCCCAAGACUUCACAUACGAACCUGGCGACCAUCUUAGCGUUUUCCCUACCAAUUCUAUAAAUAUUGUUAACCGGAUCAUGUCACGUCUGAAUCCAGCAGAUCGAUCAGAGAGAAAUGUGGUUCAAGUUGAGACUUUGGUUGUUGAUAGAUGGCAGCCCUACCAACGACUUCCCCCGUCUACCUUACGCACAGCCCUAUCCAGAUAUUUAGACAUCACGACACCGCCUAGUAUUAGGGUAUUGAAACUACUUUCAGCUAUGGCUACAAACAAAGAAGACCAAAACAGGCUUGGAGUACUUUGUGAAGACGUGAAAGAAUACGAAUCGUGGAAGAAGUUUAAAUAUCCAACGUUCGCCGAUGUCCUUGAAGAGUUUCCAUCUAUUCACAUGACUACCGUCUUCUUGCUGACUCAACUACCAUUACUGCAGCCUCGUUACUACAGCAUUAGCAGCUCACCAGCAUUUGCAAAGAGUGAAAUUCACCUCACGGUGUCACUGGUUAAGUUUCGGACAAAAGACGGAAAAGGGCCAGUUCGUGUGGGCGUCUGCACAUCCUAUCUGGAUAGUCUUCCAGAACAAGAAACUCCUUGUUUUAUCAGAAAUGCUCAAAAUUUUCACAUGCCUGCUGACAGAUCUCUCCCUAUCAUCAUGGUUGGCGCAGGCAGCGGCAUCGCCCCUUUCAGGAGCUUCUGGCAACAGCGAGAAAUGGAGAUCCAGGUGCAAGAAAAGAAAGAAUUAAAUAACAACGAAGUGCCUCUUAAUUGUGGCAAGAUGGUAUUGAUCUUCGGUUGUAGACAGUUUGGUGUAGACUCAAUUUACGAGAAUGAGACAUCCCGAUUAGUUAGUAAAGGUGUUUUACAUAAGGUCUACUAUGCAUUGUCAAGAGAACCUGGUCAUAAAAAGAAAUACGUUCAGGAUGUUCUAAAGGAAAAGAAAAAGAUGGUGAUCAAGUUCCUGUCGUUAGGUGGUCACGUGUACGUUUGUGGCGAUGCAGUUAUGGCGGACGGUGUUAGAAAGGCAGUGAAGGAUAUUCUUCGCAGCACAAUGUCAGAAGAGGACUCUGAAAAGAAAUUCGAAGAACUUCUGGAUAAAGGUUUAUACCAUGAAGACGUGUUUGGAGUUCUUCACAUCUAAAACAAGUAAAUAUGAAGUUAUAUAAGAAUUCUACUGAGAUAUUUUAAUACAUUAUUAAUGCCUCAUAAUGUUUUCCCUUAUUUUAGUAAACUUAAAUAUUAUUUUGUAAUGUUCAAAAUCACGUUUUCUCUUGUGUAUUCAUUGUUCUAUGACAUAUUGAGCAAAAUGGAUUUCCUCAAAAGAAAAUGUUAUGUAAAAAAAGAGGGGAAUCAAUUGACUAAAGCCCUCCACUGAUAGGAGGGUAACACACCUCUAUGCGCACUAACUCCCUCUAUGCAUUUGCACUCGUAAAUCUUCAUUCUUUGAUGAGGCAAAUAAGAAAAUGCGCACCGAAAGUGGGAAGGAUGGAUGGAAAUUUGUACGUAGGUAUCUAUCAAAAAUACAUUUUCAGGUAAGGAAAAUGUUAACUUCGCAGACAAUAACUCACUUUCUAACACAGAUUAGCUAGAAUCCCACGUUUAUAUUGUGGAGGAACCAAUGCAAUACCUGUCUAGACGAACACCCUUGAGAAAGUGUCUGAAUGAUGGCCAUGGGGUAUGACACCCGUGGGAAAAUGCAUCUCUUCUUGUCCAGGAAACAGUCUUUGCCUGUAUAGGUAAAAGGAAAAGACAUUGAAGCAAAAUUUAUGUCACAGGGAUGUGCGUAAUUGGUACAUGGGCAUCCGAGUACAUUCACACAACAAAUCAGACAGCCAGUAUGUGUAGUGUGGCUGGGGCUUGUUCAAACUGUACCUUGUAUGCUCACCUCAACUCUACCAUCAGACUCAAUGGGUCAAAAUUAACUGUGGGAGGAGGGCACUUGUGAUAAGUAUCUUUUCUCACCUCAACUCUACAGUCAGAUUCAAUAGGACUGACUACAGAUGCAGGAGGAGGCCACAUUUGUUAUGUAAGUAAGGACCACAAUUGAGUAUGGUCAUCUUGACUCUACCAGACAGACGGUGGCUGGAAGACGAAAACAUGUGAGAUAUAAAUAUUUAUUGGUUUUUGUAUAUAGUGCUCACAUUUACUCAACAGAACAGAUUUUAUGAGAUGGACUAUUUGCAGGAGAAGGGCACUGUAAUAUGCAACAUCAGUUCAUAUGUAGCACAUGCACACCUCAACUCUAAUGAACAGGAUCAGGCUGCAGGAGGAGGGCACACAUGACAUUAGUGAUGUAUCAGAGUUAUAUGUGAGGUGACUCACACUACUCCAACAGUGUUACCACUGCCCCACUUCUCACUGUAUUAUUAUUUCUUGUUCUAGCCCCAGCAGUUAGGCCCCCAGUCAGUGAGGAUUCUCCAAGGUCCACCCCAGUGGCUAGAAACUAGUAAGUGACAAGGGUCUCACAGACUCCAUGAAUAGAAGGAGGUGAAAUCAUGUUGGGGAGGAUGGGAAAAGGUGCCCAGAUCAUCACUGAUCCUUCAGUCUGGAGACAGUGGGUGACCACAAAACCUAUUUUUAAAAGCCAGCAAGUGUAAGCCAGAGAAGU